CUGAGUCAGAUGGGUGGGUUAAGAAAGGACUGGCCCCUUCCGGUUACGUAAUCCUAACAAGAUGGCGGCGCCCAGGGCGUACAUCCACCUGGUGGCCCCGUUAUGGAAUGGGGGUACCAGGGGCAUCCGUGGCAUGAGCAGUGCGGUGGCCUCAGAAGGCAAUCAGAGGAAGUGGGGGAAGCUACUCCAGUUCCUCGCUGACCACUUCUAUGACGUGAAGGCUCUGAGGGAGUACCUGUUCCGAAAGCAGGUAUCAAAGCUACACCAGAAAAAUCGAUCCUUCACCUACAUCAAGGAGCGAUAUGGCCCAUACAUCGCAGGUGCCUAUUUCGUCCUGAAGCAGGGAGGCGCAGUCAAGUUCCAGGGCAAGGAGUGGAUGCGGUCAGGUGGGCAUGGCUACUCCUCUCUUGAGUUCCUGAACUUCCAAGCAAUACCUGUAGAGGCUGUCGAUGCCAGUGACUGUGCCAUCAAUUACCAAGGCCUGGACAACCUCUUGGCCCUGAAGGAACUCCAGUCUCUGUCGCUGCAGCGCUGUCCCCAUGUGGAUGACUGGUGUCUCAGCCGCCUCUACCAGCUGGCCGACUCAUUGCAGGAGCUCUCGCUGGCCGGCUGCCCCCAAGUCUCCGAACGAGGCCUUGCCUGCCUCCACCACCUCCAGAACCUCCGCAGGCUGGACAUCUCAGACCUUCCUGCCGUGUCCAGCCCAGGCCUCACUCGGAUCUUGGUGGAGGAAAUGCUGCCCAACUGCGAGGUUCUGGGGGCCGAGUGGACCGAGGGCCUGAAGUUGGGUCCGGAGGAGCGGUCUCGGGACACGGGCGGCCCCAUCCCUGCCUAGUCUGUGCUGGAUCUCGGCGGCGCUGUGUUGAGUGUCUGACAGUUCUCCAUACUUCUGGCUUCCAGUGGGGCUCACUCAUCGUGGGGGUUGGGGUAGGCUGAGGGCUGUGACACUGGCUGGCUCCACUCUAGGCUGAAGGUCACAGUUCCUGUCAUCCUGUCAGGCAGCCCUUCCUACACAGCUCUCUUUCCAGUUCCAAUAACCCUUCUGCCUCUUCAGGCCUGGGGCAGGUAAGGGCGCCUGGCUGCAAGUAGCCCCAAGGAGCUGCACUCUUCCUUGUGGCCUCCCCACCUUGCCCACUACUGUGUCAAGAGACUCUUCUGAAAUUAUCCUCAUUUAAGUGUGCCGCCGUUUCCUGCCAGGACCCUGGCUAAUAUAGGGGAUGCUACUGGCAUUCCACAGCGAUGGUUAUUCCCUGUGUGGGACUAGUCAGCUCACCGCAGGGUACAGCAUCCCUGUCCCACACUCACUAAAUAUCAGGAGCCCCCAAAAUCCUAUGGGGUUCCCGCUUAUUGAUUUGACUCAGCUCCAAAGUCAACUUUUGUCCUGCUCUGUGAAAAGUGAUACGGUCCUUUGAAAUGUUUUUCCUUUGCUAACUGGCAUGAUAAACUUUGUCAGUAGAGGGCGCUCAAGAGACGCUACAGGAGGCAAGGCUUUUGCUUCCUGGCUCCUGUUCAGGUGUGCUCGCUCUGCAGGUUCCUGCAGUGCAUGUGGCUUCCCUAACCCAGGUAAUCAGCAGCCUCCCACGGCGCCCCCACCUCCCCCCAGCAAGUUCAUAGAGGAGUGCCUCCACUGAGACACCUCCCUGUGAAUGAUUCCACCACACCCCAGGAGGUCGAUUUCCAGUAAAUUCCAAGACACGAUACCAGUCCUUGUCACUUCAGUUUGCUGUUAGUCAAUAAUUCUUGAUAUUAAACUUUCUUUGUUCAGAUUA
Molecule: messenger RNA, 1769 nt
Organism: Hipposideros armiger (great roundleaf bat)
Lineage: Eukaryota; Metazoa; Chordata; Mammalia; Chiroptera; Hipposideridae
Gene: DMAC2
Product: distal membrane arm assembly component 2
Exons: 6
Coding region: 62-835 (257 amino acids)
Source: RefSeq, a predicted model, not a curated record